AUGGAUAAAUCCGAGCGCAUAGUCAUUAUCGGCGCAGGCGUCUUUGGCUUGUCGACGGCGUUCCACCUGGCCGAGCAAGGGUAUCGCUCUGUCACGGUCCUCGACCGCUCGAUGCCCCCUGUGCCCGACGGCUCCAGCAACGACAUAUCGCGCGUCAUUCGGUUUGACUAUGGGGAUGAGGUGUAUGCGCGGAUUGGAAAAGAAGCUUUCGAUCUGUGGAAGACCCCCGAUUUUAAAGAAGCCUUCCACCAGACACCGUGUCUAUGGGUGUGCCAGGAUGACACCCCCGAGCAGCCCGUGCAGCCCAACGCGCGCGAGUACAGCCGCAAAACCAAAGACGUUCUGACUGCGAUGGGUCAGGAAUGGCAAGCUGUCACCACCGCCCAGCAGGCCAAAGCCCGGUUCCCCGAACUGUCCGGGCCAUUGGGGCCUGGCUUCGACGCCUUCUAUAACACCGAGGCGGGAUGGGCGGAUGCCGGGAUGGGAGUCGCCCGCAUGGCUGCACGAUGUAUAUCGGCGGGUGUCUCCUUCCAGACGGGGCCCAACGGUCAGGUAACGGACUUUGAGAAGGCUGUCGACGGGACGGUCACGGCCGUGCGCACCGCCAACGGCAGCCGCGUGGAGGGCGAUCGGUUCAUUGCAGCGACUGGGGCGUGGACAGCAGGCCUGAUCCCAGCGUGGAACUCGAUGGUCGCGGCGGCCCAGAUUGUGGGAUACCUGCGGCUCACCCCGGAGGAGAUGGUGCAGCUAAAGGACAUGCCGAUCUACUUCAACUUCUCGACGGGCUUCUUCUGCUUCCCGCCGCAUGAUGGCUCGGGGUAUCUCAAGGUCGCCUGCCACAGCUACGGCUACACCGUGUCUUCUCCCUCCGUAUCGUCUCAGAUCGUUUCCUCCCCUCCUGGAGGCUCCGUGUCCUCCCGUGCCGACUUCAUCCCCGUCGAGGGUACGGAGCGACUGCUGGCGGGCGUGCGGGAGAUCCUGCCCCAGCUGGCCCCACGGGGAUUUGAACGGGUCGGACUAUGCUGGUACAACGACACCGAGAUGGGAGAUUUCAUCUUCGACUACCACCCGGAACAUCGGAACCUGUUCAUCGCGACCGGUGGGAGUGGCCAUGCCUACAAGUUCCUCCCCGUCAUCGGUAAAUACAUCGUCGGAAGCCUCCAACGCAGCCUGCCGCGCGACCUUCUUGAGAAAUGGAAGUUUCCAACCCAGUUCCGGGGUGCGGCCAAAGGCGAGCUUUUCAAGGGCGAUGGGAGUCGGGGUGGGCCUGAACGAAGGGAAUUGACAGAUGAGGAGAAGCAUCGAUACCAAUCUGCUUUGCUGGCGGCUUCGAUGCGACAGAGCAAGCUUUAA
This is a messenger RNA of Aspergillus campestris IBT 28561, 1353 nucleotides long. Its product is annotated as NAD(P)/FAD-dependent oxidoreductase. NCBI's taxonomy places the organism in Eukaryota, Fungi, Ascomycota, Eurotiomycetes, Eurotiales, Aspergillaceae. Bases 1 to 1353 code for a protein of 450 amino acids. Gene Ontology annotation, molecular function: sarcosine oxidase activity; L-pipecolate oxidase activity; proline dehydrogenase activity. The record is from RefSeq and is a predicted model, not a curated record. The transcript is spliced from 2 exons.